AUGGGCUCUUACGGUCUCGACCUAUCUCCGGCGCAGGCGCCUCUUAAUUGCUUUGGACCCUCUCUCUCAACUAGAAUAUUUUCACGACUCAGACCUCGUCAUACGCGGAAGACGGAGUAUAACAACCGCCUCCGCGACGGGGACGCUCAGAUGAUGGAGGCUCGCGAGGCCUUCCAGGCGUGCCAGAGCGCCCUAGGGUACGACGUACGCGCCACUAUUCAGAUGAACCUUGAGGGACUCCGCAUUGAACGGGAUAGGCUGCUCAAAUUCUCCGACUAUGGAGGCUCUCAGAGGACAGAGGAAGAUGCUCUGUCUCGAGCGGAAGUCUUCAGAGCCAAUGCUGCUCGGAUCCUUGCCAUGGUCACAACCGCGCGUAGAGGGGCACAUUCGGCACAGAGCCCUUCACAACCAAGGGGAUUGAGCACUAGCAUGCACUCCCCAAGUCGCAGCCCCCACAGCGGGAGCGGGAGCGGCACCGGGAGCAGACACGCUUCCAGCGAGCACAGCCGUGCGUCGGCGAGGAGCCAUCACCCUCCCCUGCCAAGGACUUCUCCAUAUGCUGAAGAGCCUCUUCAGAUGUUGCAAACCCGCGCCGGCCCCGUCGUCUGGCAUCCUAGUCCUCCCGCUCCUGAGGGGAACACGCUCUGGCUCCAUGAUCUUGACAUUCGCGGCUCUCCCCGUGCUUCGUUCAAGAACGGGGAUCUGCAUGGCACACCCGCAAGCAGCAUCCCCAGCCUGCACGGCACACCCAGAGGCAGCAUCCCCAGCCUCAACAUGGCCAUCGUCGGCCUGUCAUCCACGCGGGCCUCCCCGACAUCGUUGAAAGGUUCCCCCGCCGACUCCAUCGGUGCGUACUCGCUCGGGUCCGAUGGCUUCCCCCGCCCGAGCCGCCGUGCGCCCCAGCGUCGGGGCACGAUUCAGUCCACGACUAGCCUCCCACGGUCGCAGGCCGCCGCAUCGCGCCAGGGCACGCACUCGAGCCACGGGUCGCCCGCGCACGGGGCGUUGUCGUCGCGCCAGUCGUCGGUGCAGACGUCCCGCAGUGGAACGACGCACUCACACUCGAGCCCUGGCCAUGCCCUCCCCCGUCCUAGCCUCGACAGUGGCAAACGCUCCGGGAGCUACCAGUCGACUCGCUCAGACGAACGUCGUAGCCGGGGUGCCUACGCACGAGGACCAUCGUCACUCAGGACGUCGUCUGUUCCCCCUGAAAACAGGUCUCCUUAUGGAGUCCCAUAUGUCACCGACUCCCCCGGACGAUACCACCACUAA
Dichomitus squalens LYAD-421 SS1 is the source of this 1272-nucleotide messenger RNA. RefSeq lists its product as uncharacterized. The transcript is spliced from 4 exons. NCBI's taxonomy places the organism in Eukaryota, Fungi, Basidiomycota, Agaricomycetes, Polyporales, Polyporaceae. Bases 1 to 1272 code for a protein of 423 amino acids. The record is from RefSeq and is a predicted model, not a curated record.